This is a messenger RNA of Soboliphyme baturini, 345 nucleotides long. The record is from the annotation of a GenBank genome assembly. Lineage: Eukaryota; Metazoa; Nematoda; Enoplea; Dioctophymatida; Soboliphymatidae.
CUGUCAUAUGGUUUUCUAGUGGACAGUCGGAAGCAGCUGUUACAGUUGAAUCUGCGCGACGUAAAGUUGGCCGAAGAUGUUGAUUGUUCUUACGUGGCGCGUCUUUUGGAUGGCUAUUCUGGCGCCGACAUCACUAACGUUUGCCGUGACGCUGCCAUGAUGUCUAUGAGGAGGCGUAUUGCGGGCCUUACACCAGAAGAAAUCCGAUCACUUCCGAAAGAAGAGGUGGACCUGCCUGUUACUCAGCAGGACUUUAUCGAAGCCAUAAAUAAAACUGGCAAAUCAGUGUCUAAACAAGACCUGGUCAAAUAUGAAAAAUGGAUGCGUGAAUUUGGAUCAACCUGA